UCUAGCGUCACUUUUAAAUUUUGAAAAUAAAACCGUUUACGACAUCAGAUCUGAACAGUCGUUUUGUGUAUUAGUGUAGUGGUUAAAUAUUUAAAAUAAAACUAUUACAUGUGUUAUUAAUAUGUCGAGAAUACCUAAGUUACCGGCCCCAGCAAAAGAAAAUAGACCUGGACUCAUCAAUAGACGUCCAAUAUCAAGAACAGUAAAUGGCCUUAGCGCAGAUGACAAAAAGAAUUUACUAUUGAACCACACCAAGCCAGCUGUCCAAACUGGCCCAACAUCUUCAAUCACUGGGGCGCGACUCAAGAGGGCUGCUACUGCACCAGCACCCUCCACCAAUGCAGCAAAAGUUGCUAAAGUUGAAAGAAAACCUCCAACAGUUGCCCCAAAGAUCCCACCUUAUGAUUACAAAGCAAGGUUUAAUGACUUGUUGGAGAAGCACAAAGUGAUCAAGAAUGAUUAUAAUGACUUAAAAUACAAACAUGAAGAGGUUGCUGAUGACUAUGAAAAAAUUAAAGAAUCUGUUGAAACCAAUACUAGAGAGAAGGACAUGUUAAAGGAUAAACUGCUGAAUGCUUUAAAUGACUUAAGAGAAAGGACAACUGAAUUGGACAGUAUUAAGCUUGACCAUGAAAUACAAAAACGCGAAAAUGAAGAAUUGGUACGCAAAACAAAAGUUUUGGGCGAAGUGACUUUUAAUUUAAAUAAGAAGACUUCAGAAUUUGAUACACUACAGGAAGAAUUCAAUGAUUUGACCCGGCGUCACAAUGCCCUCCUGGCGGAGGCCAAAGUAUUAAGAGAAAAGUCUGAAAAGCUUGCUACUCUAUCUGAAGAUUAUGAUAAACUUACUGUUGAUUAUGAAGAAGCAAAAAAGAAGAUAUCAACAAAUGAAGCUGAUGUAGAGAAACUGCAGAACAUUUUAGCUGGAAUGUACCAGGGUCAAAGAGAUCUGAGAAACACCAUUCAGGAUCUUAAAGGUAAUAUAAGAGUAUAUUGCAGAGUACGACCACCAUUAGAAUCAGAGACAAGCAAGCCAUUGUUUAAUCUCAAUGUUGUGGAUGCCUGUACUAUAGAAGUUGAAAAGGUUGAGUUGAAUGCGUUAUCCCAAUCAACGAGGAAGGGCAAAUCUCAACACACCUUCAGCUUUGAUGGUAUAUUUACACCACACUCAACCCAGGAGACCGUGUUUGAGGAAGUAUCUAACAUGAUCCAGUCGGCACUUGAUGGAUACAAUGUGUGUAUCUUUGCAUAUGGACAAACCGGCUCUGGAAAAACAUACACAAUGGAAGGAGGUUGUGGAACAGAUCAAUAUGGUAUUAUACCACGAGCAUUCAAUUUCAUGUUCACAUGUAUGGAGGAUCUAAAGAGAAUGGGCUGGCAGUUAACCAUAAAAGCAUCCUUCCUGGAAAUCUACAAUGAAGUAAUUUACGAUCUGCUGAACUCCUGCAAAGACCAACUAAGCCAUGACAUCAAGAUGGUUAACUCCAAAGGGACUGACCUCUAUGUCUCCAACUUGAAAGAAGAGGAAGUUAAGAGCUCCCAUGAUUUUAUCAAACUGAUGGUAUAUGCCCAACGUAACAGACAAACUGCCGCAACACUCAACAACGAGCGAAGCUCCAGGUCUCAUUCAGUGACGCAAAUUAAGAUUUCUGCUAUCAACGAAAUACGGAAAGAGAAGUACACAAGCCAGUUAAACUUGGUGGACUUAGCCGGGUCAGAGAGUGGCAAGACCACUCAGAGAAUGGACGAGACGAAGCACAUCAACAGAUCUUUGUCAGAGCUGUCUAAAGUCAUUCUGUCUCUACAGACCAACCAGGCCCAUAUCCCGUAUAGAAAUUCAAAGCUAACUCACCUGCUGAUGCCGAGCCUUGGUGGCAAUUCAAAAACCCUCAUGUUGGUCAAUAUCAACCAAUUCGAUGAAUGCUUUGGUGAGACUCUCAACUCUCUACGCUUUGCGACAAAGGUAAACAGCUGCCGAACAGUGAAAGCCAAAAAGAACCUAACAAUGGUUGACAUGUAGUUUAUAUUAUUGAUUUUAUCUUAUUGACAUGUUUAUUGUAAUUCUUUAAUGGGGCUAUUGCAGUUCAAGAUAUUGGGCGAUUUCAAAGAAAAGUUUUUAUACAUGUAUACUGGUUAAAUUUAAAUAAUUUAU
Cydia amplana is the source of this 2152-nucleotide messenger RNA. It is a transcript of the gene Ncd, whose product is annotated as protein claret segregational. Gene Ontology annotation, cellular component: microtubule cytoskeleton. The record is from RefSeq and is a predicted model, not a curated record. Gene Ontology annotation, biological process: microtubule-based movement. The transcript is spliced from 2 exons. Gene Ontology annotation, molecular function: ATP binding; microtubule motor activity; microtubule binding. The coding region runs from base 122 to 2020 and encodes 632 amino acids. NCBI's taxonomy places the organism in Eukaryota, Metazoa, Arthropoda, Insecta, Lepidoptera, Tortricidae.